GAUAUUCAAGCUACUACUCUUUGGACUCACAGACUCCAAAUCUAUCUCCGUAUUGCUUAGAAAAAAUAAUUGAAAUGUCCAAAAUGAUUACAAAAAAUUAGGGAUAUAUGACAGUUUUGACAAUUGAAUAUUAAUCUCUUUCUACACAUUGAUUAUAAUAUUUAUAAAUACAGGUAACAUGUUUUCAUGGCUGAUCAAACUCGGUAUUCAAAAAGCGUUACAUAUACACUUAGUCAUGGAGCGGAACAACCUUCGUAUUUUGUUUGGCAAUCGUGUUAAUUCCUAAUUUGAAUAAUAAUAAAAGUUUACAUUCUUGAAUUCCACAAUCUGAUUACAAUCAUCUUUUCAAAAACUCUACACUACAUGGAAGGAAGAUAAGUCUAAAACUAAAACAGGUUAAAAUGGAAUAAUUAAACAUCUAAAUGUACAUUUGCCUUUAUAUUUAUACAUUCGUAUUAGAAAUGAAAACGAAAGUACUGACAUGCCUGGAUAAGGAUUUUAAAAUACGGUUUCCCGUUUGUUGUGUAAUUAACAACUUGCUGUAUAACCGAAACAGCUGACCGGCAAAUAGCUUUAGGAACAGUGUGAAGUAAAGGUGACAAUGUCGCUUUAUAAGAUAAAAAUAGUUAUUGACAACUGGUCUGAAUGUCGAAAGAGAACAGUUACCUCACUGCGACGUUCUGCGAGCAUACUCCGUUCAUCCCAUAAAGCAAAUGCAACGGCUGAGCAUGAAAGUGCUGCAGUUUCUCUGGUUGGAGAUCUAGUUGGCCUUGGAGGUGUUGUGCUUGCACCUUUCUCUGGUGGAUUGUCUCUUGCGCUUUGUGGAGUGUCCGCAACGACAGGAAUUGGAUCCUAUUUAAAUAAACGUCAAGCUAAUAACGAAAAUGAUAGGAUUAAGAGGGAAGUAGAAAACGACGUGGAACGAGCUGUUGAACAAGACAGAAGGGCGACUGUCAACCUUAAUGAACUAUUUGCAAAGUUCACUUAUCUGGAACGACAGCUAGAUAUAAUGAUGGUUGAUGACAUACUAAUAAGUAUCCAAGAAACUUCGAUAACAACCUUGGAUAUCAAUGUCAGGGAAAUUGAAGGUAAUCGUCUAUCAAGUCAGCUACAGCAGAGAAGUGCACCUUUGUCUAUACCGGGUCUAGGUAUAUCAACACAGGUUGCAAAUUUGAACGCUGCUUUGACGAGUGCAGAAGAAGUCGUGAAAAUCACACGGAUCACCAAAGAAGUAUUCCGCGGGACAAAGACCAUCAGGCAAGUCGUUUCAACGGCUAAAUCAGUCAACCAGAUUUCCAAGGCGGCAAAUUCUCUUUCGACUGCCAGGCAGGCAGCAGCUUUGUCGAUUCAGGCAAGCCAGACGAUGGCAAGGUCUACAUCUGCUUUUGCUAGUGUUGCAAAAGGAACUGACGGAGUAGUAAAGACGGUUGGGGCAGUUUCGUCUGCGACCAAGUCUGCAAGAAUUGCUGCAGAAGUUGUAACCGCUUCUGGUCAGGCAGCGUCUGCAGCAAAAACGGUUACAAAAGCUGUUAAAGCUGGAACAGCAAUAUCGACUGCAACUAAAGGGGCAGACACGACUAUUAAGACGGUGAAGAAUAUUAAACAAGCAUCCAAUACAGUGAAAACAGUCACACAAGUUGCAACCGAUACGGAAAAAGCCGUCCGUACAACGCGGGUCACCACCAAUGCAGCACGAGUCACAAGAGUAACGGAAACAGCAACAAAGGCUGCUUCUAUAAGCAAAGUAGGCCUAGCCAUCAAUGCAGUGGUCAUUCCACUUGAUAUUUACAACUUAGUCGUAGCUUCUGACAACCUUAACAAAUCACAUGAAGACGUGCAGCGCAUUGAAGACCAAGCAAAUAUACUAGAGCAAGAGAUGAAAAGUAUACUUGAAGAUGUUAAUGUGCAAAUUGAAUGCUUUUCGGAACUUCAUCUUCAACUUUGCAAAGUGUAUAAAAAUCACCGCAUUGCAGUCAUUUACGAUUAUCUUGAAAUGAUGCAUGAAAAGCUUAGCUUUACCAUUCCUGUACGCUAUUGAAAACAAUUCAGAUAAAUGAAAAAUCUAUCUACACAUGACAAUGGCGCGAAUAUGAAUACUGAAAGAAUACAGUAAAAGUACACCAGUGCCUCACUGGGAACACUGAUACAUUCCAAAUUCAUUUUCAUUUCAAAACUAUCAUAAAACAUGUAAUCGCAAUGACUGGAUCCUAAACUCUAAUGGAAACGAAAUCACUUAAAGGUUGAAAUUGACAUGGGAAUCAUAUAAGAAAUGUCAAGCUAUAAAAUUAAGACUGUCUUUAUUUCCAGCUGUAUUAGCUAUGGUAAAGCAACAUAAUAACAUAUUGUAGAAUAGAGAAAAAAUUCAAUUAUAGGACUGGCACGUACCGUGGACUGAGCAGAACUCAACAUUUACACAUGUAACAAGUACUAGAAUACAACUGUGACAGACAGUUGUUUUAUGUUAAAGAAAAGAAUUUAUAGAAAUGAGCAAAGAAGCGCAGUGGUGUAAAUUUUAGUUUUAAGGAUAAAGCAACCAAGUCAGAGAAUACUGACCUGAUCAGCAUCUUCCCUUUUAUGAAAAAUGAAAGCAAAAGCAUGUAAUAGUUUUAAAGCACAAGCAAAGCAACAUAGCGAAAGCUAAAUACUAAAACUAAAGCUUCGCUUUAAAAGUAGCCAGAACAAUGGGCUCUUACUGACGUUUUCAUGUCUGACUCUCAUUUCCUCAUUGAAUUGGUAGAUUAACAUGAAUAGGUGGUAUGAUUAUACAUAACAGUAUGAUUUACCACAUAGUAUAAAGCAUGUCUUGCUUUUGUAAUAUAAUUCAUGCUUAAAAUAUUUUUGUUACUGCUAAUAUUGUACUAUUUUAUAUCUGUACAUUAUAUUGUACAGUCAAAAGCUUCAAAAAUGCCUCAUAUGUGAAUACAUGGAAAAUUUGAUUCAAGAAAAUCUUAAGAUUUUUAUAAUGCAUAUUUGCAUUUUAUAUCUAUGAUAAUUUCUGCAACUGAUAAGAUGCUACAUGUUUGGUAAUUUGGUACCCGUUCAAAAUGACGGCCUCUAGUCAAGCAUCUUCCGUGCAAAUCGCCGGAUAUUCCUUUGUUUAUUAGUUAGGAUUUCAAUUCAUAUCCAAUGACCUUAGUACAACAUAAAAGAUAUUCUUUGGGUAAAGUGGAAGCAUUGAAAACAACAUUCAGGACAUUUUGAUCCGGAAAGUCAGAUUUUAUAUUGAUAGGAACUAAUGUGUUGUAUUAAAACAACAUCAACAACAGGAUUACAGUCGGUGUAGCAGCAGCUCUGGGCUAAUUUAUAAAUUCAUUAUCAUUUUUAAUUUAAGUUAAAAAUGUUGUAAUGAUUCAAAUUCUACACAGGCAACCUUUCGUCACGAGUUGAUACAGACUCUUUCAGUGCAAAAGCCGAUGAGAGUAAUUAACAACUGACAACAAAUUUAGAAAAACGCAUCUAUAGAAGGAUUUUUUUUCAGUAUCUGCGGUUCCAGCUUUAAACUAUCUUAGAAUACAGGAUUCACAUUCGUUCAUGUGAUGGUGUCAUACGUGGGACCCUAGAGGUUAAAAUGGCUUUGAGAAUCGAAUACCUUUUUGAAGAAAGAAAUUCAAUACUGAGUUUAAUAAAUUCACCUUUGAUAAAUUAUUGCCAUAAAUUGGCGAGGUUCAUUUAAAGUCCCUGCAUGGGGGUAUUCAAUCUUUCAACACACGUUUGUACUUUAAAUGUUGCGUUUAUUUUGUACAUAUUUUGUUUGCACCAUCUAUGUAUAUUUUUCAUUUGUAUUUGAUAAGUAUUGAUUUGUAUAAUACAUUUUAGAAAUAUU
Molecule: messenger RNA, 3823 nt
Organism: Mercenaria mercenaria
Lineage: Eukaryota; Metazoa; Mollusca; Bivalvia; Venerida; Veneridae
Exons: 3
Coding region: 602-2038 (478 amino acids)
Source: RefSeq, a predicted model, not a curated record